Oryzias latipes (Japanese medaka) is the source of this 1984-nucleotide messenger RNA. RefSeq names its product cytochrome P450 3A30. Lineage: Eukaryota; Metazoa; Chordata; Actinopteri; Beloniformes; Adrianichthyidae. The record is from RefSeq and is a predicted model, not a curated record. Gene Ontology annotation, molecular function: iron ion binding; oxidoreductase activity, acting on paired donors, with incorporation or reduction of molecular oxygen; heme binding.
ACUCCUCCUUCUUGUGCAGGAAUACUUUUUUAAAACUUGUUUUUGACGGCUUUUCCUCUAUAAGACUUUGUUUCUUUGUCAAUAGACUCUAAGUCGAGAUGUUUUGGUCUUGGUUUCCUGGCGCCACUUGGACUUUGCUGGCUCUCCUUUUAACCAUCUUAAUAUUUUAUGGAUUGUGGCCGUACAGGGUUUUCAAAAACCUCGGCAUUUCCGGACCAAUGCCCCUGCCUUUUGUAGGAACGGUACCGCAACAAAUGAAGGGAUUGUUUGCCUUUAAUCGAGAGUGUCAGGCCAAGUAUGGAGACGUCUGGGGCCUUUAUGAGGGAAGGUCACCAUUGCUGAUGAUUGCAGAUCCUAAGAUUAUUAAAACUGUGCUGGUGAAGGAGUGUUAUUCUACAUUUACAAACCGCAGGAAUGUAUUUGACGAUGAUGGACCGCUGGGCAAUGGAGUUGCAGCAGUUAAAGAUGAAAGGUGGAAACGAAUUCGCAGCACAAUCUCUCCAUGUUUUACCAGUGGAAGACUGAAACAGGUUUUUCCUUUUGUUGCCCGCUAUGCAGACCGGCUUGUCAAUAAACUUCAGAAAAUGAAUUUAAAUGAACCCAUUGACAUCAAACAGUUCGUGGCACCGUACAGUUUGGAUGUUGUGACCAGCGCCUCUUUCAGCGUGGAAACAGACUGCAUAAAUAAUCCAAAUGACCCUGUUAAUGUUCAAGCCAUAAAAGCAACAAAUUUCAAUUUAUGGCCAAUGAUUAUCAGAAUGAUAUUUCCCUUAGGUGCUCGUCUGCUGAAGCACUUUAAAUUUGAAAUCAUACCCAGAUCCAGUGUCGACUUUUUCUGUGAUGUUAUCAAGAAAAUUAAAGACCAGCAUAAUGCUGGGAAACUUACUCGACCAGACUUCCUGCAGGUAAUGAUUGAAAGCGAGAUUCCAGAGAGCGAGGUAAAGAACAAAAAAGAUGAGCCCAGCAAAGGUUUAACUGAACAGGAGAUCCUUUUUCAGGCCUUUAGCUUUAUCUUAGGUGGCUAUGAGACAACCAGCACCACUCUGUCUCACAUUUUCUACAACCUGGCCAUAAACCCGGAUGCAAUGCACACCCUGCAGGAAGAAAUUGAUGCCAACCUACAAAAAGAUGUUCCAGUUUCAUAUGAUAAACUGAAUGGUCUGGAGUACCUGGACCAAGUUCUUUGUGAGUCACUACGUUUAAUUCCCCCUGCCCCUUUACUUGAUAGGGUGUGCAAAAAGACCAUGCAGAUCAAUGGUCUCACCAUCCCAGAAGGAACAGUGGUUGGGAUUCCUGUGCAUCUUCUACACAGGGACCCACGAUUCUGGGACUCCCCUGAUCUUUUCAGACCGGACAGAUUCAGUAAGGAAAAUGAGGGGGCACUGAACCCGUAUGCGUACAUGCCCUUUGGCCUGGGUCCUCGUAACUGUGUUGGGAUGCGCUACGCAAUCCUGGUCAUGAAGAUGGUUAUUGUGCGUCUCCUGCAAAACUACACCCUGGAAUCAUGUAAAGACACCUUGAUUCCAAUUCAGUUUAACUGGAAGUUUCAACCUCUCAAACCCAUAAAACUCAAGUUUGUCCCAAGAAAACGCUGAUCCAAGAGGGAAACGUCCCCCAAUGUUAUUCAUAUUCCUUUCAUGAUUGAUUUCUAGCAUGUUAAGAUAAUUAUAAAUCAAUAACAGUGAAGUAUUAUGGCCUGCACAUUUACAUACAUUUUACAUCAAACUUUCUGAAUCACGUGUUUUCACAUCAAUGUUUAAUCCUAAUAUAUACAAAACAUGCUUUUGUUAUAUUUUUUGGAAAGAUUAUCAUGCAGCACACAAAUUUAGUUAAUUUUCAAAAUAUUUCAAUUAUUAUAAACAUCAAAUAAACUCUUUCCUCUUUAGAAAUUGUGAGAUAAAAGUGUCACUAAUACUGCUUGUUCAUUUCAUGGCAUCAAUGUAUUGUUGAUCUAUCAUUAAAGAGGUAACACAAAGAAAUGUAA